GGAGACAUGGGGGGCAAGUCGGCUUUCAAGACCGCUUACUUCGAGAAGCUCAAGACCAACCUUGAUGAGUUCAAGACGGUCUUCAUUGUCGGUAUCGACAAUGUGAGCUCUCAGCAGAUGCACGAGAUUCGUCUGAGUCUCCGUGGUGAGGGCGUUGUCCUGAUGGGUAAGAACACCAUGGUUCGCCGUGCCAUCAAGGGCUUCGUUGCCGAGAACCCGGAGUACGAGCGUUUGCUUCCCUUCGUUAAGGGCAACGUUGGUUUCAUCUUCACCAACGGUGACCUCAAGGAGACCCGUGCCAAGAUCCUCGCAAACCGUGUCGCUGCCCCAGCCCGUGCUGGUGCUGUUGCUCCUGGCGAUGUCUGGAUUCCUGCCGGUAACACUGGUAUGGAACCGGGUAAGACCUCUUUCUUCCAGGCUCUCGGUGUCCCCACCAAGAUUGCUCGUGGUACCAUUGAAAUUACCACGGACCUCAAGCUCGUUGAGGCUGGCACCAAGGUCGGACCCUCUGAGGCUUCGCUCCUUAACUUGCUGAACAUUUCGCCCUUCACCUACGGUAUGACCGUCGCUCAGGUGUACGACAACGGCCAAACCUUCAGCUCGGAGAUCCUCGACAUUGAGGAGGACCAGCUCCUCAAGGCUCUGUCUGGGGCCAUCCAGCGCAUUGCUACCGUCUCUUUGGCCACCAACUACCCCACCCUUCCCUCGGUCAUGCACUCUCUCGUCAACGGCUACAAGAAGGUUCUCUCUGUUGCCGUCGAGACCGAGUACAGCUGGCCCGAGAUUGAUGAGCUUAAGGACCGCAUUGCCAACCCUGAAGCUUACGCCUCUGCCGCUCCCGCUGCCGCCGCUCCCUCUGGCGGUGACGCCCCCGCCGAGAAGAAGGAGGAGGAGGAAGAGGAGGAGUCUGACGCUGACAUGGGCUUCGGUCUCUUCGACUAAGCGCAUCGCUCGUCUGAUUCACGGAAUACGAUUGCCAUGUAUUAGAUUUUUCUUAUGACCUGUUAAUGGUUGGAAAUGGAAAAGUUCAUGGAUACAAUCCUUUUUGGAUAUUCAUCUAGAUAUGGACGUAGACAUGCGUUCCAUUUCUCUGAUGAAAUUGGUGAGUCUUUCCCUCUUUUUCCACAUCGUCGAAAGUCUACCUACAAGUUCCACAUGCAUUGGUGAAUGAUGAGACAUUUUUUAACUCG
Molecule: messenger RNA, 1190 nt
Organism: Aspergillus glaucus CBS 516.65
Lineage: Eukaryota; Fungi; Ascomycota; Eurotiomycetes; Eurotiales; Aspergillaceae
Product: 60S ribosomal protein uL10
Exons: 3
Coding region: 7-942 (311 amino acids)
Biological process (GO): cytoplasmic translation; ribosomal large subunit assembly; ribosome biogenesis
Cellular component (GO): cytosolic large ribosomal subunit
Molecular function (GO): large ribosomal subunit rRNA binding; structural constituent of ribosome
Source: RefSeq, a predicted model, not a curated record